Messenger RNA from Adelges cooleyi (spruce gall adelgid), 6417 nucleotides. RefSeq names its product supervillin (gene Svil). Gene Ontology annotation, biological process: cytoskeleton organization; actin polymerization or depolymerization; actin filament severing. NCBI's taxonomy places the organism in Eukaryota, Metazoa, Arthropoda, Insecta, Hemiptera, Adelgidae. Gene Ontology annotation, molecular function: actin filament binding; phosphatidylinositol-4,5-bisphosphate binding. The record is from RefSeq and is a predicted model, not a curated record. Gene Ontology annotation, cellular component: cytoplasm; actin cytoskeleton. The coding region runs from base 550 to 5841 and encodes 1763 amino acids. The transcript is spliced from 25 exons.
AACACAACCACAAUAGUAUCACAAUCCCUAUGUACGGUAGGUAGAUAUUUUUGCCCAUUGUAUUUGCACCUUCAGAAUUUUUCGUCCGUUUCUAUCUAAAUGUAGGUAUUUAAAAGUAUGACUUAUUACCUAUGGGUAUGUCACUAGGUACCGUGUACGGCUAUCCCAAUGAGCGUUCGUGUGAGCUCAAUGUCAAAUAUUACCGUCAUACGGUGAUGUGAUACUGUGAUAGCGUAUUAAACCAGAGAAGGGGUUCGAACACGAUAUUGGUAUGGACGAGACUCGAACGUCGCCGCAGUGUUGUUUUAGCGGUCGACCUCAUUGGCGGCACUUUAGUUCACAUGUAAUAUAAUAACAUGCACGCGUCCGUCUAACGAUAGUGUUGUUUGAAAAAGCCAGUUAAAAUUUUUUUCUCACUCGGAGAAAGUCUACUUAUAAUAAUACUACUAUUAUACCGGUGAGAGCUCGACUUGGACAAACCCAAUUGCAAACAUUUCGGAUGGCAGAGAUGUGACAUAACGUUAACCAUUUGAUUUACGUCCACAUAUUAUGAUCUCAACAUGCUUUCGCUCUUAUCCGUCAGACUUACGUGUAAGUAAUAAUUGUAAUAGUAAAAAUACUAAUAAUAGUCAAUACUUAAUCGAUUCGUCGUCGGGCCAACGACUCCAGAAUAAUAUUAUCAUCGACAUCGACGGGGGAAUGGACCAGCGGUUUUGUUGCAAAUCUAUAUUGAAAAGAAAAUCGUUCGACCACGGUCCAUCGGCGGCAGAGGUGGCGACGGACGCCGACGAUGUGGUCGGCUCCAAGUCGGAAAAUCACGGUCACCAACCCGCCGGCAAACAGUGUUCGCUGAUGCCUUUCAGCUUCAAGUCGUGCCGGCAAGGCAUAUUGAAAAAGCAUUCGGCCAGUUUCGACGACGACUCAUCCCAGAAGCCCAUAUUGAAAAACCGUUGUCAAUCGUGCCACGACGACGCCACCUCUUCGCUCAACUGCAACGAACUGCACUCCAUACUGAAGAGGAAAACAAGCGAACAGAACGACUACGGGUCGGCCGAACCACAUAGUAUACUAAAGAAACGCGAACCGGCAGCCGGUGCCGGGGUGGUGGAACAGCCUCCGUCGGCUGCGGACGACGACAUCCGGCCGAUUUUAAAACAAAAAAAACCGUCGGAACAGGCUGAUCCUGGGGCCGCCACGGAAGCGGACGACAUAAACGGAUACCCUAAGCCUAUUUUAAAAAAAAAGUCUAUAGACGCCACGUCUUUGCCUCCGUCAGAAUUGUUGGACGCCAAGAACCUGCCGGCCAUUUUGAAACCGUCGGCCAACGGUAGCGGCAGCAGAAUGACCAUCAAACGAUUAUCAGUAGCUGAACGCAUUUCCAAUCUUGAGUCGAUCACCCGAGGGGACUGGGCGGGUGGUAGUGCGGUGUACAAGAAACCAGUCAAGGAAAACGCGCGCACAAACCGGGACCGUUCCAGGUUUCACACGCAACCCGUCACUCCCGAUGAACUCAGAGCCGUCGUUAAAAAGACGAACCCUGUGCGUGUAGAGGAGAAUGGAAACUUUAGCGGCAGUCCGUCGUUGGACAAGACGCCGCCGUCGGCCAACCGUCUUUCGUCGCUCGAACGGCGCGAGAUAGCCCCUAAGAUAGAUGAUGGUGGCAGCGGCACUUUGUCGACGUGUAUGGCCAAUGAAUCCGGCGUGCGGACGACCUUGAGGCGCACCAAAAGCGUUUCGGCGAAAACGCGCGAAUUCCAGUGCUUGUUCGAUAAGAAGUCGACGGCGGCGGUGGCGACCAACAACAACAACGUAAACAACAACAUUAUUAUAGCGUCAUCGCCGCCGCCGGCUGCUACCGUCGCUGCCGUACAGGUUGAAGGCGGUCGUAUUAACGUUACAGCUCGAGUGAGAUCGUCGAAAUUCAAACAGUGCCAAGAAAAGAAACCGAACGCGAAUGGUGCGGUUUGUGCCAAUCGCUAUUCCACUCAGCCAGUAACCGACCACGAACUACAAGAGGCGAAAAAUCUCAACGCCGCAAAAAACGGCGACAAAAAUGAAGACAACAACGGAAGAUUGCCAAAGAAGAAAUUAGGAAGCCUUGUAAUGGAACGGCUUCGUAUAUUCAACGGUAACGGUAAUACGUGUACGUUCGACGCCGAUGUAGCAAUAAACGGUAUUAGCACAGCGAGAUCACCGAACAAAAUGGCCGAGACUUCGAGUAAAACCGAAACAAUAGAUACCACCGAACGACUGAAGAACGAUUCGAAAACGAUUCCUGAAAUAAAAAUCCAAACAGCAAAACCGUCCAAAGAGCCUGUUGCCGAUAACGAGCGCAACAAGAGCCGCAUUUCCCGGAAUGUCGCCAUCAACCGAUCGUUCAACACCAAUUCCAAGUUGGAAUUAAUGAGGCAACACAAAUUUGGGACCAAAAGCAAAGAAAACGAUGACUGUCCAAACUUAAAAAAACGCGUUGAGCCGUCCAACGAUGCCCCCGACGGUACUGCGGUCAUUAAAGGAGCUGGUGGAUCAAUCAAAGAUCGAUUGGCGGCUCUGAAGAAAAGCGGCCAAGCGGACUGGCAAAAAAGAAUAUCGAAAAUAAAACCGGAAACUCACGAGUUGUUGAACAACUCGAUCAACGCUACUCAAGAUAUAUUGCGGAAACAGUUGACCAAGCAAGUGAAAUCUACUGAAGAACCGGCAGAAUGUAUAGAUAACAUAUUGGUCGACAGGCUAAACCAACUCGAAACAUCUUCUAAAGAUUGGAAAAAACGAGUUGAACAAAAGGACACCGCUAAUUUUACGGUGGCCGGAAAAAUGCAACAAAAAUCUUUGCCACCCCUUGCCCCGGUUCUGGUAGCCGCCAAUGAACGUUCCUCGUCUGACAGAUUGUCGUCAAACGUUGCCAAAAAGAAACUCGUAGAAGAAUCCACCAAACUGUCAAACGUCCGACGGAGUCUCUCAAUGUCUGACAACAAAACCAAAUCCUACUUGAACAAUAAAUCUGAGAAAAUACCAUUGUUGAACGGUUCAUCGUCUUACGAAAGUCACAAAGAGAAAACUGUCACCGUACCGGUAAUGAUAGAUGAUGAGUUUGACAAAUUCUUUGGUAGUCCAAAACCAAUUACGACCGAUGCUCCAAUGGGAGAUGUGGAUUUUGAUCAUUUGAAGUCAUCACGAUCCACCAUGCUUGUCCAACACAAGAAAGUUAGAGUUCAACACAGAAAACACGAAGGGUCGAAAAACCCACUAAAAGCGUUAGCGACAAACCAAGAUUUAGCACAACAGCAAUACACUGAAAACAAAACUAAUGUGGUUUUGCAACGUCAUUUGGAACACUCAACUAUUAAGGCGCCUUUGGCUCGAGAAGCUCUCGCAGCCUUAGCCAGUAAAGAGGACUUUGCUUCAGUAAACUUACGUAAAUCUGCGGAUUCGUCACCAUCAUUGUUACCGCCAUACAAAGAUUUAAUGUUAUUACACAUUAAAGGCCGGAGGCGAGUACAAACUCGUCUCGUACCACCGAUAGCCGACUCUGUUAAUCAAGGCGAUUCCUAUGUACUGGUCACAUCUUCUCAGAUUUAUGUGUGGAUUGGAGAAUUUUCUAAUGUGAUUGAGCGAUCGCAUACUGCUAAAAUUGCUCAAAGUAUUUUGGAUAAAAAAGAUUUAGGUUGUAAAGGAGCCACCCAGGUUAUUAUGAUUAAUUGUGAUUCAUCGUUACCCAACAGUCAACAAGAGAAAAAAUUUUGGACUCUUUUGGGUGUAACGUCUAAUGAAGCGUCUUCUAUGAAAGGCCAAAGAGCGGGGCACCCAGAUGAGGAUGAAUUAUACGAGGCUGCCAUUGUUUCGACAAAUGUCAUAUAUGAAGUUGUGGGCGAAGAGCUUGUUUUAUUGCCAGAAAUAUCAGAAACUAUGCCUAAAAUUGAAAUUUUAGACCCUUCUAAAACAUUGGUAUUUGAUUUUGGUAGUGAACUUUAUGUUUGGUAUGGCAAAAACGUGAAUGUCACCAAACGCAGACCAGCCAUCCGUUUGGCCCGCCAGUUGUUUGAUGACAGUUACGAUUAUUCCCAAUAUGAUAUUAGUCCAAUCGAUGUAGCCACAUGUUUGGGUGAUAGGAAUAAAGAUAGUGUAUAUGUAAAAGCUGGAAAAAAGCGACCCGAGUGGACAUUGUUUGCCAAGUUAACACAACAUAUGGAAACAAUAUUAUUCCGUGAGAAAUUUGUGGACUGGCCAGACUAUAGCCGUGUUAUAAAACUAUCUAAAAAGAAAGACGACAAGGAAAAUUCAAAACAAGAUGACAAAUGUAUUGAUUGGUCAACUGAAAUCAAUGCUUAUAACGCAGCUGACAUGAUAGCAAUGUCAAUACAAGAACCAGAUUUAAUUUUAAGUGGUAGCCACCUUGGUCGAGGGUCUUCUUACUACGAUAAAGAUACGCUAAGGGAAUUUGUUGUAAACACUGUUAGCGUAACAGUUUGGCAUGUUCAAGAAUUUGACAGCACCGAGCUGGAGAAAAAGUCUAUAGGACAAUUUCAUAGUGGCGAUUCUUACAUUAUACGAUGGAUAUACAAUGUAUCAAUUCAAGGAAGAGAAUUAAGUGGCUUACCCUCGCGGCGAAUGGUUUCGUCUGGCAGAAAUCGUUGUGCGUAUUGGUAUUGGCAUGGACGUAAUGCUACACAAAAUGAUCAAGGAGCAGCCGCUCUAUUGACCAUACAACUAGAUACCGAACAAGGGCCACAAGUAAGAAUUGAUCAAGGACAUGAACCACCAGCGUUUUGGAAUUUGUUCAAAGGGAUGGCAAUUGUAUAUCGAGGGAAACGUAAUCAGACUCCAAGCAUUUGGCGAUUAUUUAUGGUUCAUGGUGCUAACGAUGAUGAGGUGCAUUUAACUGAAGUGCAAUGUUCAACAACACAACUACGCAGUCAAACGUCUUUCAUUUUACUUAAUUCUAAAAAUGGACUUGUUUACAUUUGGCAUGGAAAAGGAUCAUCGGAAGAAAUACAAUCGCUUUCUAAAAAAACUGUCAAACGUUUAUUUGAGGUUGACCGAACAGAAUUAGGAUUAGGGGAAAUCGUAGAAAUCCAGGAUGCUAAAUCUAUUUAUGAAUCAAAGGAACCAAUAGAAUUUUUCCAAGCUCUAGGUUCCAAAACCGCCCGUCAUUACAAAUCUCAGGCUUCGAGGUUGGGUGAAAUGAAAUUGUUUCAGUUUUCAUCUGUUCUUGGUCAAUUCAAAGCGACUUUAGUCAAUAGUGCUUAUGUUCCAUCACCCUAUCCAUACCUUCAAGACCAUCUAUACAAUGCUAGUCAACCAGCACUAUUCAUGCUGGACACUGGAGAAGAAUUGUGGGUGUGGCAAGGAUGGUGGCCAGAAAUUGUAGUAGAAGAUGCUUCUGAUGUGGAGUUAAACAACCACCGCGGCUCAUCGUUUACCCGUUUACAAGCUGAAAGACGAGCUGCUAUGCAGACGGCUCUUGACUACUGGCACCAGAAAUAUAAUGCUGAUGACACACCUAAAGUUUAUUUGGUAUGGGCUGGGCUCGAGCCACUUCAGUUCACCAAUUGUUUCCCAGAAUGGAAUAAUAGAGAUGAUAUUGCCGAGAUCAAUAUGAAGGAUCACAAACCUGGUGAGACAGUAACUGUUGAAGAAGAACUUGCACGGCUCACUCAAGAAACUUAUCCUGCGGCACAAUUGCUACAAAGACCUCUGCCAGAUGGUGUUGAUCCAACUAGGCUAGAAUUGUACUUAUCGCCAGCCUCCUUUAAAGGUUUAUUAGACAUGAACAAAAGCGAAUUCCUCCAACUUCCAAAAUGGAAGCGUACUAAAAUCAAACAAUCAGUUGGCCUGUUCUAGAAACAACAAUCCGAAUUACGCAAACAUUUAAUUUGAUACUAUUGUUUUGAUAAUAUUGGAGGUUUCUGUGAAUUAUAGAUUUAUAUAUAUUUAUUAAAAAAAUGUAUUGUGUGCAAUCUUGUAUUUUUCUACUGUGAAUUUUUUAAUUUAUACAUUUAUAGAUACAAUAUAUUUUUUUUUUAUACUCUUCGAGAUGUAACAAGUUACUAAAACAAGAUAAACAUUAUUUAUACAUAUUUUUCUUAAUGUUUAGUUUUUCUGACAUAUUUUUUAAUAACUUGUAACACUUUUUGUAUAACAUAUUUUCAAAUAUGAGUUUUGUGCGUUUUUUACUAUAUCCUAUGUUUUUAAUUUAUUAUUUAAUUAGUUUUGUUUUUAGGCUGUGAUUUUUUUUUGUAAUAACAAACAUAUUUUUCGAGUAAAAAUCUCAAUAUUUUGGUAAUUUGCUGUGUUUAAUUUUAACCUAAGACAUAAGGUAUUUUUAUUUUAUUUAACUUACAAUUUUUUUACUCUUAGUAAUUUAUUUAUGUAAAUUCACUCUGUAAUAAUUACAUUUUUACGUUCUAACUUUUUCAA